UUACGUCGCAUUUUAUUGACGUCAUCAACACCGAGGUUCCAACUGGAGCCGCUCUGUUUGUCGCUGCACGUGUAAAAUCCAAACUAUCCGCCAUGGCGGGCUCGUUCUCUCAGCAGCUGGAGGAGCUUCUGAAUCCGUUACCGAAGUUCGCGGAUCCGGAGGAUGACGCCGAGGAGGCGACCAAAGCGCGCGUGGUCGACAGGUUCAGCGAGGAAGAGCAGGAUGACCUCGGCGUGGGAGCCAUGAUCAGUGCCCUCCGCAAACAGAGCUCCUCUCUGCUCCUGGAAACAGACAAGAGGUAUGCAGGGAGGCCGGUGUCGCGUAAGCAGCUGCUGAUGGGAGCUGGAGAGGAGGAGGAGGAGGAGGAGGAGGAGGAGGAUGAUGAAGGUGAUGAUGAUGGGAUGGAGGAGGAAGAUGACUUAGAAGAGGAAGAGGGUUCUGCAGAGGAGGAUGAUGAUUCUGAAGAUGGCUUAAAGCAGCAGCUGGAUGAUGAUGAUGAUGAUGAUGAAGAGGAGGAGGAAGACCUGGGAGAAGAUGCCAAACUAGCAUCACAGGUUAAGGACUCUGACGCCACUUUUACUGAAGAAGUGGACUUUUACAAGAUGACUGAGGGCAUGGAUGACCUGGGGAUGAGCGAGGAUGAUGAAGACGAAGGCAGUGAUGAGGAUGAAGGCUCUGAGGAUGAGGAUAUGGAGGAUGAAGACGCUGUCCGCACGUUUUCUAAAGACCAGGUGGACGAGGAGGUGGAGAAAGGCCUGGCGGUGAAAAACCAGCUGGCCCUGUGGGACCAGCUCCUGGAGGGCCGCAUCAAAAUCCAGAAGGCGCUGGUGACGGCCAACCAGCUGCCGCAGCCGCCGGCCUUCCCAGAAUUCAAGAGGAGGGGUGGAGCCGAGUACGCCGACGCUCUGAAGAACGCCCACAAGGCUCUGAAAGCGCUCCAGAGGUCGCUGCUGGAGCUGCACGACCAGCUGCUGUUCCAGAGUCCGGAGACGCGCCGCAUCGCCGCCGGGAGCGAGGAGGAAGAGGAGAUAAACAGUGACGAGGAUGAUGAAGAACAUGAGAGGUCGGCACGGGAAGCUGCAGCGCCAAAAAGAAAGCUGGACAUGGCGGAGUACCCCGACUUCAUGGCCAAACGCUUUGCAGCUUUCGAGCCUUACCGUAACGCCACGCUGCAGAAGUGGCACGACAAAACCCGCUUGGCGACGGGCAAAAGCAGCAAAGGUUUCGGAGCGUUCGAAAGGAGCGUCCUGACCCAGGUGGAGCAGGUGCUGAUGGACAAAGAGCGGCUGCUGCGCCGCACCCAGACCAGGCGCUCAGAGUACCGAGUCCUGGGCAAGAGAGAGUCGUCAGCCGUGAUCCCCGAUGGCGUCCCGGCGGAGGGAGAGGGCGCCGAGCUUCACCUGAAGGCCAACACUCACCUGAAAGACCUGGACGAGGACAUCUUUGACGACGACGACUUCUACCACCAGCUGCUGAGGGAGCUCAUCGAGCGCAGGACCAGCGUGGCCGACCCCAACGACCAGGUGGCCAUGGGCCGGCAGUGGCUGGCCAUCCAGAAGCUGCGCAGCAAGAUCAAGAAGAAGGUGGACACCAAAGCCAGCAAAGGCCGCAAAGUGCGCUUCCAUGUCCACAGCAAGCUGGUGAACUUCAUGGCGCCCGUGGACCACAGCUCCAUGAGUGACGAGGCGCGCAGCGAGCUGUACCACGGCCUGUUUGGCCAGAACGCCUCAGCCAGAGAAUAAAGACCCGCUGGAAGUUUUCAGGACGGUUCUAUAGAGGUUCUCUCUGAUUGGUUAGAGCUGCAGCUGGAAAUAAAAAUGGCUUCCUUCUGAUGGGAAACAUCAUCUCUGUUCGCCAAAUAAAUGUUCCACAGCUCAGAACUUUGCUCAGUCGUUUUAAACUGUUUUAAGAACCAGAUUAAAUUUUUCUACAGAUUCUUUGAUUUAUAAAAGAAAUUCCUCUAUUUCCAUUAGCAGAUUUCUCUCUAUAGUUUGAUAAAAGUCUAACCUCUCAGCUGGGAAACACCGGGUCUGUAUGGAGCUAAAUUUAGGCCCAGAUUUUG
This is a messenger RNA of Cyprinodon tularosa, 2062 nucleotides long. RefSeq names its product apoptosis antagonizing transcription factor (gene aatf). Gene Ontology annotation, biological process: regulation of transcription by RNA polymerase II. The record is from RefSeq and is a predicted model, not a curated record. Bases 93 to 1742 code for a protein of 549 amino acids. Lineage: Eukaryota; Metazoa; Chordata; Actinopteri; Cyprinodontiformes; Cyprinodontidae. Gene Ontology annotation, cellular component: nucleus; nucleolus. The transcript has a single exon.